AUGCCAGUCCCCUUUGGUUUCUCCGUUGGAGACUUCGUGACUGUGAUACAGCUCACAAGCAAAAUAAUCUCCUCACUCAAGGAUGUUGGGGGCUCCUCUUCAGAGUACCAGCACGCAGUUAUUGAACUCGAAAGCCUCAAGAGACUGCUUGAGAAAGUCACUCAAUUGACCAUCACCGAAGACAAUGCAGUUCAGGUCAAUGCGCUUCGCGGCCUGGCUUUGGCUUGCGAGCCUUGCCUCCAAGAGUUCCACAGCAAACUCAAGUCUUACGAGGCGUCCAUUGGUCCUCACGCCCCAAGGAGCAGCCUCAAAGGGACCUUCCACAAGGUCAAAUGGGCCUUUCUGGGCUCGGACGAGUUCGGCAAUUUCCGUAAGUUCAUUGCGAUGAAGGUGCUUUGCUUGACCCUCCUGCUGUCUAUGCAUGUAUUUGAAUCUACCUCAAAUAGAGAUUCAAAAGAACGAGCUGGACACUUUAACCUCCUCGACGAAAUCAUGAAAAUUCGAGAAGGUAUGGAGAGGCUCGAGUUGACGAAUCAACAACGUGGUCCUCCGCCUGAAUACCAGGCCAGCCUACGACAGAUACAAAACAAAGUCGAGGAUGUCGCUGAGAUAUUGGAGGGCAACCUGACUCCUGUCUCGAAUGCACUAACUUCGGUUGGGAGGGCAGUGUGCAGCUUCAAUACAGUGCUGGGACAGAUUAUAGACUUCCUUGGCUCCUUCCAGCGAGAGACCAAGAUUGCACUGCAAAGGAUCAUUCAGACCAAUAUGCAGAUAUAUGCGUUGCUUCUAACGAGCCAAAAUAGUCCCGCCACCGCCCCGUCCAUGCUCUCUGACUCCAUUCUUUUUGAGGACGCACUCGGUAGGACUGUUUCGCUUCCAUAUCAAUGGUUUCGUCAUUGGGAGACCUUUGAAGGCCUGCUCCGUGCCGAGUUCAAGGGCGCCCCUGGCGAGGCUAAAGUGUUGGAAGGACAAUACCAUCUGAUCGACACCAAAGGUGCUGGAGCGAUCAUUCAAAAAGAAGACUGGCAUAGAACAGUGUUUCCAGGCUCUUCAGUAACCAUGUCGGUGAUUAUUUCCCAGAUUCGAUGGCAGGGAGGACUGUGCCCUCGCCCAAGCUGUGGAGAGCGGCGACUCGAAUUGGAUCGUCCAAGGUCACUGGUUACCUGCUGUAACCUGAAGUAUUAUCCAUCAAGAGAGAGGCUAGAAGGCCACACAAAGCGUGUUACUGUUCUGACAGAAGACGACGAGGUGAUAUGGUCACAGAGUACUCAAGAUCUGGAAGUAUUCGGAGCCAGAACUCUGCCAAAGGAUCCUGAUGAAUCGGCCGCAAUUCUUGCGGUAUUGGAGUCCACAGAUAUGGCAAUAGCCAACGAAGACAUCUCGAUUCUAGAAGAUGCAACACAAACCAUUGCCAACAAUGAAACGUUGCCAACACCAUACGAGGUAACGGUCCGACCUAACGCUCAGCAGCCUGUGGCGGAACAGGUUGGCAUCUCGGACAACUUAUCCUUGACAUUCGAAACGCCAUUGGAUAAAUGGCUCGCGCAGACCGAGUCCGUGGGCCUUGACCCCAAUGUGAUACCAACCACCCCGUUUUCAGAUACGACGCGACAAGACGAGGAAGCCUCCGGAAUUGAACAUUUCAAACGCGUUCAUAUCAAGCAAUGGAAGAGAACUCCGGACGAUGAGACAGCUAAUGACCGAAAAUGGAAGGCUGAAAUCGACCAAGCAAUCUAUUACCGGAACAUUUGCGACAGGUUUCCUCUGCUUCCGUCGUGGCUAGCUGAACGCUUAGCGGAGCUUAAUGUGAUAAGAGCGAAAAGACUCCCGCGCGCUUUCCAUGCACGUACUUCCUCAUCGCACAGCGGGGCCGGCGAGGGUCUCGAGCAUUUCCCCCCCGGUGAUAAUCUUCUGCGUCAGCCGUCCGUCGCUUCACAUGGCGAUACAAGCCCAAACCAAGAUCACCAAUAUCAGGAGGAUGUUCGAAGCUAUGCAAACAAGACAUAUUCCAUCGACGUCGAAGAAAAGCCGACCCCUGCAGUAGCUGGUGUCUUCAAAGGUCAAGAGGAAGGAGCUCAUGGACAUGUCGAUUCCCGGGAUUGGGAGUCGCCUCAAGAAAAAUCUUUCUGGACUGGUAAGGUUGGACGGAAACGUCGAGGAUCUACCCUAUCUGGUUCAUCCCAUUCCAACAACUCGUUGCAAUUUCCAGACGUCCUACCGGCAGUGAUGUGGAGGGGCUCAUCAAUCAAAACGCAUUCUUCGCGCUCAGUUGGCUCAACAAAGGCCGGAUUCGUGAUGCCGCCUCCCCCCGUUGAUCUGGAAAAGCAAAACACCUUCAUCUGCAACAUUUGCAACAAAAGGGUCUUUGUCCUGCGAAGGCGUGACUGGCAGACCCACGUUUUACAUGACCUUCAGCCGUAUUCUUGCAUUUUCGAGAAUUGCCCAACGCCUUCCAAGACGUACACUUCUAGAUGGAGAAUGCGGACCCACGUUCUUGGAUCACACCCGUUCGUCUACUCAUAUCGCUGCCGCCAGUGCCCAGCUUCCGAGGAGAGAUUGAGGAAACGUGAGUUGCAUAGACAUAUCAAACAACGUCAUCCAGAACAGAGACUGAAGCGUUUCUGGGGCGGAGGCGCAACCUCGGGCCUUAUGGAGUAUUUCAGCAAGGAACUCCACCAGAUGAAUUGCUGCUUUUGCGACAAAGCUCUACCAACACCGGACAAAUUCAUCACACACAUAAGCCAACAUCUGGAGCGCUUAGCAUUUGCAGUCCUCGCUAGACCUUAUCAGAAAUGGCACUUUUACGACGACUUUGCUUCUGAAGGGUCGUCCGCGCCUGCCACAGGGCUGAUUCCAGAAAUUGCUGACCUGAUUCGCGACAACUCUGUCACCGGUGUGAAGCAAUUGCUCAAGGAUGGCAUACUCACGAAAACAGGAAGUGGAAACAGCGCCCUGUGGCUAGCUUCUCAGCAUGGUCAUGAAGUAAUCGUAUGGCUCCUGUUAGAGCACGGGUUCGACGCGAACGAAAAGGAUCCACUCGCCGACGGAAUGACUGCACUUCAUUACGCUGCACAAGCCGGUCAUGUUUCGGUUGUCGAGAUGCUUUUGAAAGCUGGCGCUGACCCACACGCCGAGCUUGACCAUGGCUCAACGGCGCUGACCCUUGCAGCCCGGCAUGGACAAGCUUCAACUCUUCGAACUUUGCUGGAUGCAUAUCCCAGACGUGGUUAUAUGGCCGGCGUGAGACACGCCUGGAUCCUUGCAGCUGAAAACGGCCAAUCUGAGUGUCUGAGAAUGUUGAAAUCCGCUUUCGAAGCAGCUUGCAACGAAGGUCAACUUUCUGGCAUGUUUCAGUCUCGGUGCUUAGACAUCGCCGAAUUGAUCUGUGACGGUAUUGACGCCGCCGUUGAACAAAACAUGCAGAAGUAUAUCGAAGAGGUCACCAGUUACGACUGGAGCCCCCCGUUCUUGUUAGAUCGGUUGCGAUCCUUGACAGCGUUAAGAACAGUUGGCUGGGUCCGGUUGUCGCUCGGCAACAGCUCUCUGAGCCACGUCCUUUUGUCAAACCCUUGGCUUGAGCGAGACUGGCUCCCUUCAAACCUCUCAUUCCCUGAUGGGUUGAGCGAUAAAGCCAUUGAAGAUAUCGGCAGGACCCUCCUGGGAGCACAGCACCUGUCUGGAUGUUUCUACCGGAGUACAAUGAAUGCAACCUUCCCCGACAACGAAGCCUUACAGAAGCUUCUGAAACAACAUCCGGAAUUCAUCCAACUACUCUACCUGGACUUUGCCAGAAAUAGACAUUUGAAACGCUUGAUUGCAUUGUUGCGAAAGGGCUUAACUCCCCAUCCAAAAACUCUGCUCACCCUGGCUGACUGCUGCCGGUAUGAGUCCCUCACCCGUCUCCUCAACAACUUUUCGUCGCAUUUCGGGGAGGAUGACAAGAUCCACGCACUCACUUGCGUUGUUGAGCGUGGUACUGCUUCCAAGGUCAUCGACGCUUUCAUAGAAUCCCGAUCUCUCCCGACCUCACAUUCUGUUGCAGCAGACAAGUUGUUGCUGGCAUGUGCUGGAACAGGCAAUCGGAUUCUCCUCGAAGAACUCCUCAAUCAGCCUAUUCCGCUGUUCUCUGCCACUGGAAUAGCUGCUGCAAAGUCCGCCGCGAGAGACGACCCCAAGCUUUUGGCGCUACUCGAGACUCGCUGCCGCCCAGUGGAAGCGAACAAUGAGACACCGCAAUGUUCGACCCUCUCAGAUCAAUAA
Cladophialophora immunda is the source of this 4260-nucleotide messenger RNA. RefSeq lists its product as uncharacterized. Gene Ontology annotation, molecular function: protein binding. The transcript is spliced from 6 exons. The record is from RefSeq and is a predicted model, not a curated record. Lineage: Eukaryota; Fungi; Ascomycota; Eurotiomycetes; Chaetothyriales; Herpotrichiellaceae. Bases 1 to 4260 code for a protein of 1419 amino acids.